This is a messenger RNA of Drosophila mojavensis, 2215 nucleotides long. RefSeq names its product ribosomal L1 domain-containing protein CG13096. The transcript is spliced from 2 exons. The coding region runs from base 89 to 2215 and encodes 708 amino acids. The record is from RefSeq and is a predicted model, not a curated record. Lineage: Eukaryota; Metazoa; Arthropoda; Insecta; Diptera; Drosophilidae.
AUACAUCUGGCGAUUAUUUCAAGCGGUCUUGCACGUGUUGCUCGCGAGUUUUGUAUAUUGUAAAUUUUAUUAAAUAUAAAAAGCAGUCAUGGUGAAAGUACAAAAACCACAACCGAAAACUCUUAAGAAAAGCACAAAAAGUGAUGGCGUAAUUAAAGAAAAACAAAAAGUAAACAAAACCAUUAAGAAAUCAUCAAAAGCAAAUGGCUUAGCACCGGCCGAAACUAAAGUUGACAGAAAAAAGAUUUCAGCAAUAAAGUCGGAUGUCCAGAAGAGUUCUGAGCGAAAGAACCCAAAAGUCGCAGCGGAGCCCAAGCUGGAAGAAGCAAAACUCCCACAGAAGUCCAAGUCGACCAAGAGGCCCCUAGUUCUUGCACCUCCAAAAUCGCCGAUUGCUUUACCCACAAAAACAAGCAAAAAGGCUGCUUCAGUGGCUACGCCUGCUUUGCCCACAAAAACAAGCAAAAAGGCUGCUUCAGUGGCUACGCCUGCUUUGCCCACAAAAGCAAGCAAAAAGGCUGUUUCAGUGGCUACGCCUGCAUUACCCACGAAAGCAAUUAAAAAAGUUGCUCCAGAUGCUACCCCAGUGGCUGCGCCUGCUCCCAAGAAAGCUAAAAUAGCAAAGAUUGAGAAGACUGCAAGUGAGCCAGUAUUGAAAUCGGAGGUAAAACAGAAGGCAAAAGCAGAAGUGGCUAAAAACAAGGAAAAGAAAAAGCAAAUUAAACAGGCUGUCGCCCCAGCCAUAAAGGACGAAGCCAAGAAGCAGCCCCAGGUAUCCAAAAAUGCAAAAGCAUCAAAAAAAGUUUUGAAUCAAACUAAGACUAAAUUGGCCAGUAAAAUAGGGGCAGCGUCUGCAAAUAAGAAAGCCAAGAAAGUAAAGAUUUCAAAGAAGCAAAAAGACGUAAAGCAAAAGAAACCGAAAGUUGUGGAACUGAAAUAUGAAGUGAAAUCGUUUGAUGAGGAUAAGUUUAAUGAAAUUGUCUGCGAGAAAAAUGUGGAAAAGGUGUGCUCCGCGCUGAUGAGCCAGGUGCGCGAGGAGGUGCAGAAAUUGAAGUCGAAGCCCAUCUUCAGCGAUUACCGCUAUAUUCUACAGGUGGCCUGCUAUAAGAUUCCCAGCUGCCCGAAGCGCAUAGUCAAGUUGGCGCUGAAGCACUCGCUAGUGGGCAAGGAUGAUGACGUCGCAGUUAUUGUGACCGACUUGCAGCGUGGAGCUCGCUUCGACUAUGAGCCGACGGUGCAGCACUACGAGGAUUUGUUCCGUGAUGCUGGCAUCGAGCAGCGCCUGAAGAUUGUGCCAUUCAAUCAGCUACGCAAUGAUAUGGUUACAUUUGAAGCCAAGCGCAAGUUCCUAAAUAGCUACGACUAUUUGCUCUGCGAUGGACGCAUCUCGGGUCAGGCUACCGCCUUCCUCGGCAACUUCACCCAGAAGCCACGUAAUGUGUUGCACUCCGUGCGUCUGAGCAAAAGCAAUCAGUUGCCCAAGGAGAUAUCGCGUGGUCUUUGCCGCACUGCUUACAGACAGCUGCGGAAGGGUGAUCUAAUAGCCAUUCCAGUCGGCAAUCAUGAGCACAGCGGCCAGCAGCUUGCAGAGAAUGUGCUGUGCGUCGUCAAACAGUUGCAGCAGCUGUAUCCUGGUGGGCUACCCAACAUACGUUCAAUGUAUUUGAAAAUCGACAUUGUUGGAACCUCUUCACUGCCCCUCUACAUUAGCUUGUGCGCCCCACCCGUGGACACGCCGUACGUUGUGGGUCCACGCGAGCAGCGGAUGCUCAAAUUGAAGAAGCAGGCAAACGAAGUGCUAUCUAGAUUUGCUCUCACCAAGGAUGUUGAUUUCGUGAAGCUGACGCAUGAUCAGGUUAAGCGUAAGGCUGAACUUCGUCUAAAGCGGAAUGCACUCAAAGCUGAGGAUGCAAAGGACGAUGAGAAUAAGGGCAACGUACCGGAGGACUCGAUUGUGCUGGCCAAAAAGGCACGUAAAAAUGUGGAAUCUGAUAAGGUUAAAGCGGACAAAGAAGAGGAAGAAAAUAAAGAUAAUGGUGAGGACGACGGCGACGAUGAUGGAGACGAUGAUGAGGAUGAGGAUGAUGAGGACGAUGAUGAUGAUGAUGAUAAUGAAGAGGAUGAGAAUGAUGAUGAUGAUGAUAAUGAAGAGGAUGAGGAUGAUAACGAUGAUGAGGAUGAUGAUAAUGAUGAUGAGGAUGAUGACGAUGAAUAG